UCAGGAGCCCUGAGCCGAUGGCAGGGGGACGCAUGGGCCGUGCUCCCUGGCCCUGUCCCAUCCCAUCCCUGCCCCACAGCCGUGCUUGCAGCCGGAGCGGUUCUGCCCCUUGGUCUGACGCUGUCCCUUUGCUGUCUCCACCUCAGAUGCACCGAGUCCAGCUGAAGCCACCGGGGCUGAGAGCUGCGGGGCCGGUGGCCCUGUGACAGCAGCAGCAGCAGCAGCAGCGCGGGACCAUGGCUGCGGCAGCGCAGAUCCCGCUGUGCUCCGUGACCGCGUGGCUGCUCCUGCACGGCCUCCUCCUGGCCUCCCGUCCCCGCUCGGCCGCAGCGUUCCCCAAGGGCUGCUACCCCUCGGAAGAGGAGGGCCUGAAGACGUUCCGCUGCAGCAACGCCCGCCUCACCGAGGUCCCCAGGGACAUCCCCAACGACACCAACAAGCUCUACCUGGACUCCAACCGAAUCCCAUUCCUGCCUCACGACGCCUUCCAGGACCUGCCCCUCCUGCUGGAGCUGGAUCUGUCCCACAACGCCAUCGCCGGCGUCGAGAGCGGAGCUUUCCGGGGUCUGGCAGAGCACCUCCGCUCCCUGGACCUGUCCUCCAACAAGCUGGUGUCCGUCAGCAAAGACGCCUUCAGCAACCUGAAGGCCAAGGUGAACCUCUCCGACAACCCCUGGCUCUGCGACUGUCGGCUGCAGGAGCUCAUCCGCACCGUGGAGCUGGCGGCCGGCUCCUCCGGCGGCCUCGUCUGCGACUCCUCGGCGCAGGAGGAGCACGUGGGCAAAGCCUUCCUGCAGGUGAUGGCCGACACGGACCUCUGCAACGUCUACAAGAAGACCACGGACGUGGCCAUGCUGGUCACCAUGUUCGGCUGGUUCGCCAUGGUCAUCUCCUACCUGGUCUACUACGUGCGGCAGAACCAGGAGGACGCCCGGCGGCACCUCGAGUAUCUCAAGUCCCUGCCCAGCAAGCAGCGGAGGUCGGAGGAGUCGUCCACCAUCAGCACCGUGGUGUGAGGCUCCGGCAGGACU
Messenger RNA from Pezoporus flaviventris, 1031 nucleotides. It is a transcript of the gene LRRC3C, whose product is annotated as leucine rich repeat containing 3C. Gene Ontology annotation, molecular function: protein binding. The coding region runs from base 237 to 1016 and encodes 259 amino acids. The transcript has a single exon. Lineage: Eukaryota; Metazoa; Chordata; Aves; Psittaciformes; Psittacidae. The record is from RefSeq and is a predicted model, not a curated record.